CUCUCCGCAGCCGAUCGGGGCGAUCCAUCAUUAAUGGAAACUGGGCGAUCGACCGGCCAGGGAAGUAUGAGGGAGCGGGAACCAUGUUCACAUACCGGCGCCCCAACGAGAUUAGAAGCACCGCCGGAGAGUCCUUCCUCGCUGAAGGGCCCACAAACGAGAUCCUGGACGUUUAUAUGAUCUUCCAGCAGCCAAACCCUGGUAUUCACUACGAGUACACAAUCCCUGAGAAACCAGUGGAUGCUCAGCCAACCAACCACAGACCAGAAGGGAACGCUGUGAAUGGACAGGGAGGAUACGACCAUCACAGAAACACUCACCAGGAAAACUACAACCCAGCAGGGGGGGGUCGGGACCCUCCUCGCCUCCCAGAUAAUCAGGUUCCUGCUGUGCAGCCGCCCAGACGCCCCAGAGACUACAACUGGAAGAUGGCGGGAACUACAGAGUGCAGCGCUUCCUGUGGGAAAGGAUUCAGAUACUCCAUCUUCAACUGCGUGUCCCGACUGAACCAGGGCCAGGUGUCCGAGGCUCUGUGUGACAGCAGCAGCAAACCCUCUCAACAGGAAGAGGCCUGCAACCUGCAGCCCUGCCCCGCAUUCUGGGACAUUGGGGAGUGGUCAGAGUGCAGUACGAUGUGCGGGCUGGGCACGCAGCACCGGCAGGUUUUGUGUCGGCAGAUUUACGCCAACCGCACCCUGAACGUUCACACGAGCCGCUGCGAACACUUAGAACGACCGGAGAUCACGAGCAGCUGCCAGCUGAAGAUCUGCAGCGAGUGGCAGGUCCGCUCAGAGUGGAGCGCG
Messenger RNA from Notothenia coriiceps (black rockcod), 803 nucleotides. Its product is annotated as thrombospondin type-1 domain-containing protein 4-like. Gene Ontology annotation, cellular component: extracellular matrix. NCBI's taxonomy places the organism in Eukaryota, Metazoa, Chordata, Actinopteri, Perciformes, Nototheniidae. Gene Ontology annotation, biological process: proteolysis; extracellular matrix organization. Gene Ontology annotation, molecular function: metalloendopeptidase activity. The record is from RefSeq and is a predicted model, not a curated record. The transcript is spliced from 5 exons. The annotation marks the transcript as partial.